Molecule: messenger RNA, 492 nt
Organism: Nerophis lumbriciformis (worm pipefish)
Lineage: Eukaryota; Metazoa; Chordata; Actinopteri; Syngnathiformes; Syngnathidae
Source: RefSeq, a predicted model, not a curated record
AUGGCUUUUGCUCUUGGCUCGCUGUUCCUCUUUUGCAGCAUUAGUUCACUGUUGACCGGAGUUUACUCUCGGACAAACCUUCACGAGAAUGGAAACAGCUGCUGUCCUAAAGGCUGGACUCGGUUGGACCAUCGCUGUUUCAUCUACCAAGAUGACCGCAGGGAAUUUGCAGAUGCAGAAAAGGUCUGCCAGGUUAUUGGUGGCAAUCUGGCCUCUAUCCACAGUACUUUGGAAUAUACCGUAGUUCUUGAAAUGAUUAAGGAAGCCUCUGACUCUUCUGAUGAUGUUUGGAUUGGACUCCAUGAGAGCAUAGAGGAAAAGGCCUUUUUCUGGACUGAUGGGUCAUCCGUUGAUUUCACUACAUUCAAUGAUAAUGUCACUUCUGGAGAUUGCGUUGAAAUUGAAUUCCAAGAUGGUCAAUGGGACAACGACAGCUGCUAUGACAGGAACAGAUUUGUUUGUGCCAGAGAUAUUGAACAAUGCUGCCAAUGA